This is a messenger RNA of Fopius arisanus, 6051 nucleotides long. RefSeq names its product serine/threonine-protein kinase MARK2. Bases 1453 to 4440 code for a protein of 995 amino acids. Gene Ontology annotation, molecular function: tau-protein kinase activity; ATP binding; protein serine/threonine kinase activity. Gene Ontology annotation, cellular component: cytoplasm. The record is from RefSeq and is a predicted model, not a curated record. The transcript has 16 exons. Gene Ontology annotation, biological process: intracellular signal transduction; microtubule cytoskeleton organization; protein phosphorylation. Lineage: Eukaryota; Metazoa; Arthropoda; Insecta; Hymenoptera; Braconidae.
AAUUUUCUUGCGGUUAGUACAUAUAUACUGAGAAGAAUUUUUAGUACGAGGGGCAGGUGCAACGGCCGUAUUCCGAAGUCAAGAAAAACCCAAUGAAAACCGAUCUCUAACCGACAUUACCGCCACCUGACGGUUAUUCCCCUCGAUUUCUCGUGUUGUCCCACUCAUCCACCGCGUCGAUUCACAUAUCUCGACUUUACACUCGACUCGUCCAACGUCUUGUUGACCCACACGACUCAAACGUGAAAAAAAAAGCCCUGCCUACCCCAAAACCACUACAAAUCAGUAUCCAAGUCAAUCCAAGUGUCAUCGACUCCCCCACGUCCCUCAACACAUCUCAAUUUUCCCAUUUUCCCAUUUCCUCGUUUCCCCAUUUCACCUGAUCGAUACCUCAAUCACAAGUGUUUUACCCAGAAGAAAAUUCAACCGGUUAUCACGUGGGUGAAUCGGGCUUUUACCAAUUAUCCAAUUGCAUAACAACGAAAAAUGUACAAACGGAAGCGAAAGAAUUUUCACACAAGUGCACGCAUUGAAAUCACAUGGAGGACAUGACAAUUCACUAAUUAAUUACUUUUAUCGAUUAUUUAAUUGUCAGUCGAGAGUUUUUUUUUUCGUUUCGAUCGUAGACGGAGUGAAAUGUUUCGAGUGUUUCUGCUCCAGGUGUUGUGCUCCAUUUUUACACCAGGGAAUUUAUAAAUAAAUAAAAGAGGAGCUUGUGAAGACCCGUGACCGGUCACUCUUCCGUGAAGCAUCCGUUCUUCCUUCUCCCACUAAUGGUAUCCUUGGAGUUGACAGUAGGGGCAAGCGGCAUAGGUCAUUAAAUCCCCCAAAAAAAGAAAAAAAAAAUAAAAUGAUGUUAAAUAUCUCUGGCUUGGUGUCAGUUUAGAUCCCACGUCACUCGUUGAUCCCUCGAGCCCAUCGAUUCUCGUACACAGUUGUCAUAAUCAAUUCGAUUCCUUUGACAAUUUAUUUCUUCUUUUCCUCAGCGUCCUCAACUUUCAUUUUUUAAUCCACACACGGGAGGAAGAAGAAGCGUGGGCUGUUGGAGCGAGUUUUGUCCCGACGUAUUGGGAAUUGUAAAACACACUUCUUGUCCUGGGAGGUUAGAGACUUUCUAAGCGGUGGUAUGACGUGCCAGUGAGUUGUGAGUGUCUUAAAACAACGGUAUCACGGUUAAUUCUUCAUUACAUUUGGAAUAUUUGAGUGAUUAUUUAAAGGCAAAUGGGAGGAAAGACACAACGACUGAAGAGAAAAUUUUUGCAUAAUUAUCCACAAUUAUCCAUAAUUCUCCAUCAUUUUCCAUAAUUGUCCCUGAACCAGUAUGAUUGGAUAAAUGAUUGAACUCCUGGAGCAGCGAAGUGACAUCAAGAAUUGCGUGUGAACCACCAACAUUGUAUUGGAUUGAAUACUCUGGGAAAGACUGCGAAGAGGCAACAGUUUUAAUAUCACGUCAUGGCCGAUCGUGAUAAUCACGUGGUGGAAUCACGUGGUAUUGGUAAUGUACAAGCUGGACGUAACUCGUUUGGUCCAAUAAGGAGAACUUUACUGACAGUAUCACCAAGGGCAAAUCAGGUGCAUGAGAACAACAGGGCUGGUUCACCGGCUCUAGAGAGUCUCAAGCAGUGGGAAUUGGUGGAGGGUGAUCGUGGAUUAUGUGUAGUUGAAAAAAAAACUAAUUCAACAUCAAUACCAAUAAAAAGUAUAAAGUGUCAUCCAGCACCAGUGCCACCGUCACGAACAAUAAUAAAUGACGAAUUGGCACGUAGAUUCAAGGCAUUCGAGAAAUCGAGUAUUGUGCAGAUGAUACCAUCACCGAAAAUGGAGGAUCAGGUUGACAAUAAAAUGCCAAUAAGCCUCAAUGCUAUAUUAAAUCAAAAAGGUGAGACUAGGGCUCACGACAAAAGUAUAGACGUACUGGAUAAACUCGAGAGACAGGUGAAGGCUAUUGAGAUGAACACUAUUGCCAAUAAAUCCCCUGGGAUACUCCAGGACAGCUGUGAUUUACAACCGGAAAUACAACUUCGUUAUAGGGAACACGAGGACCUGUUGAACAACGUCACCGACGACGAGGCCGAGGGGGCAAUGCCAUUGCAACGGGGUGAGCCAACGAGAAAUUCCACUGGUACUGCUGGUAUUGUCACUAGGAGACAGCCAGUUAAAUUAGCUAGAACAGCAUCCGAUACGAGAAGAUGUCAGGAUACGGAUAUGCCACUGCGUGUAUCCAGGGCUCAGCAGUCACGUGGUGUCAGGCCUCUUGUUACGGAGAGAGAUAAUCGACAGCAUCAGGCACGUGAUACCCCGGGUACCAGACCUAUCACUGACAUCAUCGCCAAGGUCACACAACCCAGUCAUCAGAAGGUCGGAGAUGGCGUGGGAGUGUCGAGCAGCGGUGGUCGGCUAUCAUCGAGAAGCCGAACCUCCGACGAGCCCCACAUCGGCAAGUACAAGUUACUGAAAACUAUUGGCAAAGGUAACUUCGCUAAGGUUAAACUUGCCAAGCAUGUACCAACUGGAAAGGAAGUCGCUAUCAAGAUCAUUGACAAGACCCAACUGAAUCCAGGCAGUCUUCAAAAGCUCUUCCGUGAAGUAAGGAUAAUGAAGAUGUUGGAUCAUCCCAAUAUAGUUAAACUGUUCCAAGUAAUCGAGACUGAAAAGACAUUGUACCUGGUGAUGGAGUAUGCUAGUGGUGGUGAAGUAUUCGAUUACUUGGUAUUGCAUGGUAGAAUGAAGGAGAAAGAAGCUAGAGCAAAAUUCAGGCAAAUUGUAUCAGCCGUACAGUACUGCCAUCAGAAGAAAAUCAUCCACAGGGAUUUAAAAGCUGAAAAUUUAUUAUUAGACAGUGAAAUGAAUAUUAAAAUUGCUGAUUUUGGAUUCAGCAAUGAAUUUACACCUGGAAACAAAUUAGAUACAUUCUGUGGAUCGCCACCUUAUGCGGCACCCGAAUUAUUUCAAGGAAAAAAAUACGAUGGUCCCGAGGUGGAUGUUUGGUCACUGGGUGUUAUUCUCUAUACAUUAGUAUCUGGCUCACUGCCAUUUGAUGGUUCGACCCUAAGGGAAUUAAGGGAACGUGUAUUGAGAGGAAAAUAUCGAAUACCAUUUUAUAUGUCAACUGACUGUGAAAAUCUACUGAAAAAAUUUCUGGUGCUCAAUCCGACGAAGCGGGCCUCACUUGAGGUACGUGGUGAUAAGAAUAUCAUGAAAGACAAGUGGAUGAAUAUGGGUUAUGAGGAUGAUGAGUUGAAACCGUACUUAGAACCAGAACCAGAUUACAAAGACCACAAGAGGAUAGGUGAGUCUGCCAAAGCCCUAGCCAUUCUCGGAUAUACGAGGGGCGAAAUCGAGGAGUCGUUGGGACAGGCCAAGUAUGACGAUGUAUUCGCUACGUAUCUUCUACUUGGACGGAAGACAACUGAUCCUGAAAGUGAUGGUUCCCGAUCAGGCAGUUCACUCUCACUCCGUAAUAUUCCACCGCAAGUUGGUUCAGGUGGUGGUGGUUCAGGAGGUGGUACCGGUGGUACCGUACAAAGCCCAUCGCACAGAGGUGUUCAUCGGAGUAUUUCUGCAAGCAAUUCUAAACCCAGUAGACGUGCUUCCUCUGGUGGUGAAACUCUUCGCGGAGCCCCAAGUCCAGGUAACGCAACGAAUCACAACCAUGCGACAACUGGUACUGGUGGUACAGUAACAUCAACCGGUGGUAGUAAUUUUAAACGUCAAAAUACUGUUGAUGCAGCUACCAUCAAGGAGAAUAGUGCACGUGUAUCAGCAACAAGGCCAGCAGCACCAAAAAAUAGUCCUGGACAGCUCGAUACCAGAUGCUUUUUGUUGCUUGGAAACGAGGCGCGAACAAUUUUUUAUCACUUCAGAAAGGAAAUUUGCGUUGGUACGAGUCCUGGUGGUAAAGCGAGAGUUGGAAAGAGCAAUACGAUAAAUACUGGAGUUGCUGGUGUACGACCACUGACAUCACCAGCACCUGGAACUGUUGGUAGACGCAGCACUAUAUCCUACGAUCAGGCUAAAACGUCUUCAUCGUCUACGGAGAAAACUAAUGAUGUACCAAGCUUAUCCGAGGGCACUAGGCCAACACGUGGUCAUAUCAAGUCAGCGAGCAUCAGUGCAAGUCAUCGUUCCUCGAGUGGAGUACCACCGAGUGACAAUUCACUCCUGGAUAAUCAACCACGGAACGCUCACAACUCAUUACUCGCAACUGCUGAUCCUCUUAGACAGAGCUUGGGGGUGUCACCGAGUAAUAGAUUCCCACCCACAACGCCAGCAUUUCCGAGGAAUGUUCCCAGUCGCAGUACGUUCCAUUCUGGUCAAAACAGAGCGCAGCGAAAUCAUACUCAGGGGUAUACACUCACACAGGAUACGGCUGCGAUAAGUCCACAAGCCAGGCCAUCUUUCUUCUCAAAACUCUCUUCGAGGUUCUCGAAACGGACUUGAACCAAGUAGAAAUACGGCUCCUGUCUCUCAAUGUGUCCAAUGACGGCCAAAUAUGACGCGAGUUUUCCUCAUUAAUCAACCAACCAAUGACGCGUUGCUGUUCAAUGACCUGAGGCAACUAAAAACACGUCACUUUAUAUAAAAAAUUGAUUUUACCUUUGAAAAUUUCCAUUGUUAAAUCGCUGCAAGAAUGCUAACAAGUCGAGGCUCAAUGAAGAAUGUGAUGCAUUGAAAAUGCCUGUUUGGAUGGAUCUGUGUGUGUCUAUGGGUGAAUCUGAGUGUGAAUGCUCAAGAGGAAAAGAGGAAAAAGAGGGAAAAGAGGGAAAAGAGUGAUUGAGAAAGUGUGAGAAUGCAAAGGCGAAUGACAUGUAGUUAUGUGUACAUUUGGAUACGUUAUUCUGUGGUGCACCGAUUAUCGCAUAGAUACAUUUUUCAUUAUCUAGUAUUUAAAUAUUUCUUGUACAUUAAUCGAAUUUAUUAAUUCAAGUUGUAUAUUCAGAUUGAUCAUGUAUGUUUCUUCAUACUGAUAAUGUCCGGAGGGAAGUUGUACGGAGAUACAGAAAAGGACAUAUUCUCAGAAAAGUCUUGUUUCAACCACAAAUCUCACGUUUCAAUCUGUUUCAAGUUUGACUUUUUUUUUUAUUUCAACACAACGUUUUUUAAUGUUGAUUUUUUUUUUGUUCACGAAAUAUUCGGAAAUUGUGCCAUUUUAGGAUGACGAUAUUCUCCGGAAAGUCAAGGGAAAUACUGAAUAUUUUUAUCCUCACUUACAUAUCAUUAUUCAUAUUUUAUAGGGAAAAUAAUGGAACAAAAGUGCUCUUGCUCCAUGAAAUAUACGAUUUUGGGAAGCAAAAUAUAAAUGCUUUGUGUAAGAAAAGAGAGUUCUUACUUAGAGAAAUUAUUCCUUUAUAAAAACAAAAAAAUCUAUUUUUGAGAUGAAGAUCUUCGAAAAACAUUUCAAAAAUUCCAAUAACAAUUCCUUUGGUUUGAAUAAGACUCAUUUGAAAAUAUGUUGUUUUUAUAUCUCAUUAUAGAGGAUAGGUGGUGUGUUCAAAAUAGGAUUUGAAUAAAAUUCUUGUAAAGAAUUCACGUAAGCGAGGAAAAUAGCUGGAAAAACUCUUUGAUUAAACUGAACACUCACAAUCGAUUUUUGGUCGAUAAAUCCGUGAGAAUCUCGUAAAAGAUGAGUUAUCAUGAUUUUUCGUUGUAGUCACUGAGAUUUGCUGAUGACAGUAUUUUUUAAAUUAUUAAAAUCCCCGUGUACGUAAUUUUUUUGAACUCACCCCUCAUUAUAGACAACCUCGCCGGACAUAUUUAAUACCCUAAGAAUGAUAAAAAAAAAAAAUUCCCAAAUGUCUUCCAUCGUCGCUAGACAUUUUGUGUCGAAAUAGAUACGAGGGGGUGGGUGUCGCCUUACGCACUUUAGAAACUGCACAUUAAACAAAUAAAAUUCGUGCCUUUCCCAAUAGAAUUUUUCACACCUCAAGUCACACGUCCAAACUAUACGAAAAUCUAAAAAAUCAACUGAGAAUAUUAUUUUUUUAUGACAAAAUAAAAAUGAUAAAUGAUGUUUGAUACUUCGGGAUUGGAAUAAAACUAGGUAAUCCUCAA